Molecule: messenger RNA, 1562 nt
Organism: Nicotiana tabacum (common tobacco)
Lineage: Eukaryota; Viridiplantae; Streptophyta; Magnoliopsida; Solanales; Solanaceae
Cellular component (GO): mitochondrial matrix
Source: RefSeq, a predicted model, not a curated record
AGUAUACCUUGAAAUAAAAGCGCCGCACUACGGCCGCUUCCGACUCCACUUCUAAAACACGAAAGGCCGAAAGAAAUGCUAUGGCGCUAUACUCAGCAAUUCGCAGAGCCUCUAAUUCCACAAUUCCUCUUGCAGUUCGCUCCGUCGCUACUUCCGCAACUUCCCAUUUCUCUGCCGCCACCACCGCCGUAGAGAAUAGUGAUUGCGGCAGAGUUUCUCGAAGCUUCUCAAUUCCGGUGCUUCACUAUUCUACCAGCGCAGUCAAGAAGAAGAAGAGCAAACACAGCUCCUUUGAUGAUAUUCUCCUCCAAAUCGUCAAUUCGGAAAUCAAUUUUUCCCUAGAUUCUGAUUUUCAUGACUGCGUUGUAGACAUUCCGGAUGGGUUUCCGUUUAAGGUUCAAGAUAAAGCCGGAGAAAGAGUUAUUGUUCUUACGAGGGAUUAUGGAGAAGAGGCCAUAAGUAUUGAAAUUGACAUGCCCAAUGGCAGAUGUGAAAAUGCUGAAGAUGAUGCUGUUAACAGUGAGGAAGAGAGUGAGUCGCAACCUAGUGUUCCAUUGUCUGUGACCGUGUCAAAAGAAAAUGGCUUGGCACUAGAGUUUGAUGUGAGAGCUUUUCCAAAUAAAAUUUUGAUUUGUGGAAUAUCCAUCAAGGAGCUCAAAAGUUCAAGCAAUCAGCUAGACUAUAGAGGGCCUGCUUUUUCACUUCUAAAUGAAAGUCUGCAGAAGUCUUUCUAUGAAUAUCUUGAAGUCAGAGGGCUGACGGGCAGCACUGCCAACUUUUUGUUGGAGUAUGUAAUUAGCAAAGACAGCAAGGAAUACAUCCGGUGGCUAAAAACUAUCAAGAAGUUUGUCGAGAAUUAGCGUUCGUUUUUUGUUAAUAUUUUAAGUAGAAACUGCAGGUUUGUAGUUGAGGUCAUUGCUGAAGAAACAUUUGGGUAAUGUCAGACUAUAGAUGAUGAAGGUUGGAACGUCAAAGAUGGUAAGAAACGGCAACAGUAAUCUCUACCAUUUUCUUCAGGAUAGUGCUGGCUUUAAAAGAUAGCAUAAGUAGAGGCAAUCCUUGCACAAAUUUGAGUUUUUUGCGACUUUGUUCAAUGGAUUAGAUUCUGUGAGUCUCAGGCAAUUCGUCUACACGUUAAAUGUAGCAAUGAUAAUGUUAUGCAUGAACUGCACAACUUUCUUAAGCUGCAGCAUACAUGUGCCAAUAUAAGAUACAAAAUCAGAUACAUGAGAGAAGCAGAGCUGUGGACCGGCUUUCUCAUAGAGGACAUGUAGUUCUACUACUAUUAAAAUUUAUUGAUUUUGCUGAUGGGACCUUGGCUUGUAUAGUCAAUUAUGACAGAGGUUUUGUUCCCAGAGCUUAGUAUGACUCCCGGGGCUACAUAUAACAAAACAAUAGGGAGGCGUUUUUUCCCCCCUUUAUUGUUUGACAUUGCAGCUUUGGUCCCCCCUAUUUUCUCAUAUAAAUAAGAGAAAACAAUCAUUGUAUAAAGCUCUACAUUAUUAGUUGGGCGUUUUCACCAUUUCCGUUUCUUCUAUGGACAAUACUGGCAAAUUCAUGCA